Molecule: messenger RNA, 1250 nt
Organism: Stereum hirsutum FP-91666 SS1
Lineage: Eukaryota; Fungi; Basidiomycota; Agaricomycetes; Russulales; Stereaceae
Exons: 2
Coding region: 91-645 (184 amino acids)
Source: RefSeq, a predicted model, not a curated record
AGCCUCUGUCCAAGCCUGCAUUGCUCACCGCUUUCGUCAACCUCGAAAGUUAACAUCUUAUCUCCAAACAACCUCGCAAUCAUAACCAAGAUGUCGACGAUGACUAUCACCCACUCUCCCGUCUUGACCAAGACCGUCUUCCAGUCCUCCUGGAACGCGGACGCCUACUCCUCUCCCCUCCCUGAGAUCGGUUUCCUCAGGCUCUUCGACGACAACUUCGUCGUCGGCUUCGGAGAGGCUCAGAACUCGACCCCCAGGCUCUUCUUCGACGCACCGGCAGAGAAGAUGAACACGUAUAAAACCCUCGACACCACCCACGCCACUCCCUCCCCAGACGCCGCCUCCCAAAUCCAGUACCUCGUCAUGCCCCCGGCUCCCAAACUCCGUAGUAUCCCUCUCCCCGCCUUUGACGAUGAAGAGGAUCUCUUCUCCAGUCUCGGGGGCGGGGAGCCCAUGGAGGUCGACGACGCUCCCCACUGGCCUGCCGCUUUCUCCGUGCGCGGCCCGUCGACCUCUGGUGCCGGCCAUAGCAGUCUGUCGGAUACGGAGAGCGAGGCCAGCGCUCAGGGGGAGAUGAGUGAGCUCCGCAAUGCGCUUGAGCUCACGCAUCUGAGCCCUCAUCAGACGUUUGGCGCGACGUUCUGAGGAGGAGGGUCAGGACGCGUAGAGUCGUCGGUGUCGUCGGUGUCGUUGGAUGAGGCGUCGCUCUGGUCGACGUCCUCGGUGUUUCUCACGCUCGUCACGGUCAAUUUAUGAUUUUUUUCUUAUCCGGUUUUAUAUUCUUUUUUAAAGGUUCCAUGGAUGUUCAUCACUGUUCCUAUCCCCCUUUCCAUCAUCAUCUUACCACUCUAUCCCCAAUUUCACUUGCAUCUCUCCAGUCAUCGCACUGGCUCCCAUCCCAUUCCCAUUCCCCUGUCUGUUUUCUCUGUUGCUACCAUCAUCAUACCAGUCUGUCCCCCAUCUCCACUUGCAUCUAUCCCAGUCUACUGGAUACCAUCCCCAUCCCAUUGUUUCCCCCAUUUUAUCACUCCUAGUUUUGCAGUCUUCGUUAUCCAAUUGCACACCCUACUCACUCUUCUCUUCCCUUUCCCAGUUGCAUUUUUACUCAUCUAUUGUCGGUAUACAUACUGUGCUUCGCUGUCGAAACCUCUUCCAUUGUUCCCCAGUCCAGUCCAAUUGCAUACUCGUGUUCAUCCAUAACUCCACCCCCACUCCAAUAGCCUGUCUCGUCCCAAUCCGUUCUUCCUCCC